This is a messenger RNA of Oncorhynchus kisutch (coho salmon), 3500 nucleotides long. RefSeq names its product prepronociceptin. Gene Ontology annotation, molecular function: opioid receptor binding. The record is from RefSeq and is a predicted model, not a curated record. The transcript is spliced from 3 exons. The coding region runs from base 135 to 881 and encodes 248 amino acids. Gene Ontology annotation, cellular component: axon terminus; neuronal cell body; plasma membrane. NCBI's taxonomy places the organism in Eukaryota, Metazoa, Chordata, Actinopteri, Salmoniformes, Salmonidae. Gene Ontology annotation, biological process: neuropeptide signaling pathway; sensory perception; chemical synaptic transmission.
UGUAUGUAUAGAUGAAAUACACUGAGAUAGAAGACAGGACACUUACUAGAUCUACUGUACUGUAGACCUAAAUCACCCAAAAGACCUACGCCCAAACGCCUCAUACACAGGUUGUCCUAUCGAUACUGAGGAGAAUGAAGACCCCCCUAUGGGCCCUGUUGCUGCUGUGUCUCUGUGUUCCGGGACACUGUAGUGACUGCCAGGAGGACUGCCUGGCCUGUAGCCACAUCCUACCCCAGGAGAUCAACUUUAACACACUGGUAUGUCUGGUGGAGUGUGACAGUAACGUCUCCCCUGCCUUCAUUUGGGACCUGUGUCGCAAGGUCUUGGCACCGCCACAGUUACCAUUCCUGUCCAUAGGGGGCGCUGACAUGCUGAAACGGGCCCAGGAGGAGGUGGAGGCCAUGCUGCCAGAGGAAGAAGAGGAACAGGGGGAUGAGGGGCUGAUGUACCCAGCAGCCCUGCAGAGGUUUGACCACGUGGCCCGUGCUCUGGGGACAGACGAGCUGGGCAGUGAGAGACAGCUAACCCUCGCCGAUGCUGCCUACAACUCCCAGCUGCCCCGGGAAAUGGAGGAAAUGGACGAGGAAGAGGGGGAUAGCGCGACAGAGAAAGAGCAGGACGGAGCGGCAGGGAUAAGUCUGUCAAAGCGCUUUGGGGGGUUCCUGAAGGGAAGGCACGGCUACAGGAAAUUGAUGGGCCCUGGAAGGCCCUUGCAGAAGCGCUACGGUGGGUUCAUAGGCGUCCGGAAAUCUGCCCGCAAGUGGAACAACCAGAAACGCUUCAGUGAGUUCCUGAAGCAGUACCUGGGCAUGAGCACCCGAGCCAGCAAGUCCUACAACAGCUACUCCACUGACAUCACCCAACAGAACGAGGUGUAGCCAUGCCCAAAGCAACCGUAUCCCUGCCAUAACCUAGCAAACCCCAGACCCUCCCCUAAAUAUUCAAAUCCGUCACCACGGUGAUGAUUAAACUUCUGUUCUGAACACAACCUCUCAUGAAAAUCCACACUGGAGCAUUAUAGAUUCAGUCUUGUAUAUUUCUCAUUGAUAGCGAUAUCAACAUAUCAUGAAUAAAAGCUAAAAAAAACAAAAAUUGUAAAAAAUACAAUGUAUACAGCUAUUAAUGGUUUAUCAGAGAAUCACUCUGGAUUAUUAUUAUAGUCACACAAACACACUUUAUUUGCUUUGCAUUUCCAUACUGUAUCUGUAAUGUAACUUUUCAAACAAAUUUUGCCUUCAUCAAUCUUGGCUAUUAGUAUUACAUGGGUAAAUUCAGUGGAAACUUCAUCGAUUUCAAUGACUUACUAGUGAAGUUUUCAUUGAUUUUCUGAACCAUCCACAAAGUUUCUAAACCCAGAGCCGCAACAUCGCGAGACUUCGGUAAACACUUUCGAAACAGACCAAGCAGACCAAGGUUUGGGGUUUGAGAAGUCAAUAAUGAGAUAAGUGAAAAAUGAUUCCUUAGAUGUUCAUUUAAACACUCUAAAGGCACAACCUAGAUUCGAGCCAAUGUCAUAAGUAGUUGAACAUGCUAUUACUCCAACCUCGUAAAAGUGACAAACUGGCACGUUUUUAUUUUCGUCAAAAACAACUGUAUAUCGAAGGAGUGCCUUUAAUUUGACAGGUUGCACAUGCGCAGUUCUGCGCGAGACGACCGUUAGACCCGAUGACGUGUUUCUACGCCGGAGUUUAGCUAGCCAACGUCGCCAUGACAUCGCCUACAAGCGUUAUCGUCGAUGUCUUGGAGAAGCAGUUUCUGCCUAUCGAUAGGCUACUGUACUGCCUUUGGUACAUCAGUACAUGAGAGAGAGGGAGACUGUCUUUGGCGGAUCAGGGCGUCACUCUCUUUAUAGUGCUACCCUCUAGUGGCUGACCAAAAAUGAUCUUUCAGAUUUCCAAUUGAAAAUGUGCUAGUAUACGUUCAUGACUAUUUGAUAUAUAACACAAACUCAGUAUUGGGUGUGUGGAUGGCUCAAUCUGUAACCUAUUGACAUGUUCAGAACUUCUUAAUAUUCUCUAAAUAUUCUCCAAACUUCAAUAUCAACCCUGAUAGUGUCUACUAUAAUUUGGUACAAAACAUCACAACAAACUAUUCCUACUGUAUAAGACUGCAGGAGGUUAUCCAUGCUCAAAUACAAAUGAUCUGUUGGCAAAGCUAAUGUUCUGAUUUGAAAUUAACCUUGGCGUGUGUUUGUUGAAGCAGACACAAGAUGUAGCCUACUGUAUGUAUGAACAGUGUUCUUUUUCGUUACAUUGUUAUUAUGUGAAACAAUUUUGUUGUGCAGUAUAAAACCUGUAAAUAGCAGAAAUUGAACAUAUCAAUAAAGAUAGUUUACUAUUUCUUUUGUGGCUUGUCAUGCAGCAAAUGAUUCUGUGUCUUGAGGUGUUUUGUUCCAAUGUUCUAGAAUGUUCACAAGAUGAUGACAUCAGUUUAUACUGUAUCAAUCCCACAACACCCCAUUUAUUACACAGAACAUUUCCAGACCAAUAUUGUCUUGUAUAAUAAUAAUCAUUAUCAUCAUCAUGUUCUCUUGAAUAAAAUCUCCUGUAUAGAUACAGGCUCAUAAGCCAAAAUGUAAAGCCUAGAAUAGUUUCUGUCACAUAUUUUGGAGCAUAUUUAAAUAUAACUUUACAUCUAACUUAAAAGGCCCAGGACACCAUUUUUUAAAAACACUACAAAAUAGAAGACUACUUUCGACAGGAUAAAUCUUUAUCAAGUAUAUUUCAACAUCAAAAAGACAAAAACAUUUCAGAUUCCAUAUAAAAUGAGUGCAUCAUAAUACAAAUAGUACUUUAUUCAACAGUUGUUUUUUCUCUAAGUACAUACAUAGGACAAUAUAUAUAAAUACAAUUGUUUAGUUUUUUUGCUUCUGUGGAUUCAUUGGCUUACUGCAAGGAAACAUGAGUUUCAAUAAACAAUCAUGAAUAUAUUUUGGGUCUUAACAUAUGAAACAUCUGUUUAUGCCGAACGUUCAUUAAAGGCUUUUUCAACAGAGAUGUAUGCAUGUUCAUUUACAAUAGGUGGUAGAGUGACAAGGGUUUGGGUUAGGGCCACAAUGCCCCCGAGCAGCAUAUCAUUUUAAAAUAAGCCUAACUUAGCCUGUUAAAUGCAUUCAGACUCAAUGCUGGCACCAUAUUUAAGAUAUUAUUAUUGGUACUAUGUGGUACAUUCCACAUCUAACCAGGAACCGCGAUAAUUAAAUUAAAUUAGUGUAUCGCCACUAAUGAGAGCGGUAUGGGUUAUUGGCCAUCCAAGUAUAUGACAAAUGUACGGAGAUAGAUUCCUGCCCAAAUAUAUUAUACAAAUGUUUAAUUUUAUUACAAUGAUGUAAGACACAACCUGCCAAUGACCUCCAUGUUGUAAAAGGACCCAAUCCUUCCAUGUCCUAUUCUGUCAUAGUGUCUCUUUAACAAUAAACUACAGUGCUUAAAAUUAUAUCUGUUAGUGUAACUAAAGCCUGUUACUUGGCUAUAUUAUAGACCAUCCCCCCCCCCCCC